Alosa alosa (allis shad) is the source of this 1811-nucleotide messenger RNA. Its product is annotated as GTPase IMAP family member 4-like. The transcript has 6 exons. Gene Ontology annotation, molecular function: GTP binding. NCBI's taxonomy places the organism in Eukaryota, Metazoa, Chordata, Actinopteri, Clupeiformes, Clupeidae. The record is from RefSeq and is a predicted model, not a curated record. The coding region runs from base 402 to 1430 and encodes 342 amino acids.
CAAGCAAGAUACACCCACAGUAUGCACCCAUGCAGCACCCAUUUUAUGUUUCACAGGAAAAGGAUAUUCCGAUGUGUCCACUGACACUGCAACUCUCUGAACUGAAGGUUCAAGAGGCUUUACUGAAUGCAGUGAACAGUGAAGGCAAGUGGCACCUGAAUCAGUCACACCUUCGGCAGCCAUCUUAAGAUUUGAUCAACAGGAAAUAGAUCUAUUUAACUGUGGCUUCAAGCAGCCAUCACGUUGCACUUUGUACCCAACAGGAGAUAUUUUAUGAUACAAUAUGGGAGGAAAUAGAUGUAACCAGAGCUUCAAGGUACUUCGAGCCGAGUUACAUUAAUACAGGUCUGGCACUUCUUAUCGAAUGCAUUUAUCUGACGAUCCACUUACAUUUUCUGACAAUGGCAAGUGGAGGAUCUUUCACACCCUAUGAUCUGAGGAUUCUGUUGCUGGGACCUAGAGGAGCAGGAAAGACUUAUGUGGCUGACAAAAUUAUUGGCCAUGAGACUUCUGAAGAAAACAUUGGACUGUGCAUUGAGAAAAAAGGAAAAUGGAAAGGACAAACGGUGACCGUGGUGGACACGCCUGGCUGGGACAGUGUAGCUGUGCAGCAAACACAUUUGCAAACUGAACGGAUCGUGGAAGGUGCAGCCUUGUGCGUACCAGGACCUAAUGCCUUGAUCCUAGUGCUGCCCAUAUCAACGUAUGAAGAUGUGCUUUCAACUGAAGAGAUUCACACUGCCUGCCAACACGUAGAGCUUUUGUCAGAGAGGGCCUGGAAUUACACCAUGGUGCUGUUUGUGUGCAAAUAUGAGGUAGAGGAAUCUGUCAUUGGUCGGCAUGUGAAGGCUACGCAGAAGCUUCUUGAAAAAUGUGAUCGUCGGCAUUUCAUCCUCCGGAAUGACUCUCGGGUUGCCGACCUGCAGCAGGUGAUAGAGGAUCUAGUGAGAAAGACCUGUGGAGAGUGUCUGAGCUAUAGUAGAGAUAUCCUCCCAAGCUAUUCUCGGGCAAAAUCGGAUGGCACUGCAGAGCUACACAAACAAUCAGAACAGACAGUGAAACAUUCUGAUGAGAUGAAGAGACGCGAUAGCUCUGAAACGAUACGUCCAACUAUGCAAGAGACAGGAAAGAGUGAAGUGGCUGUUCAGGAUCAAGGGGACAUACUUGCUCUUCUUGGACGGUAUGCACCACCAUCAGGGAUCAUAAUGAUGGCUUAUAUUGGAGCACUUUUGGGCGCAGUAGCUGGGGCAACUGAUGGAGUGGCUGGAUCAGUUAGAGGUCUAGUGUUGGGAGUAACUGGGGGCAUUCUGGUGGCCAUGAUGGUAAUUGGAGCAGCAAGGUUUUCAAGAGGCAAUGGCAUCCAAAGUGGUGCACACCAGAGCACCAAUAUAAGGGAUGCAGGCUCAACUGAAAAGUCCAAAGAGCAAUAAGAUGCAUGUGAGAGGUAAAGUAAAUAUAGCUGAGGCCUUUUGUGUUUCACAGUUAUUUGCGUUGAACACGUAAGGGAUAAUGGACGACACUCCAUUAGAUUAUCUGAAAAUAAACGCACAUUCAAGGUUGUAAUGCAACCAUGACGCGCAGCGGAAUGCCCAGUAGAUUUCUAUUUAAUGCAUUGUUUUAUCUGAAUCUGUAUUUGACAUCAAUCUUGUUAAGUUUAUGUUUAAGUCUUGUUUUUUUGAUUAAGCUUACAUUGUUAAACUGACAUCUAACCUGUUGUAGUGUAUCUGUCUGAUUUUACUUCAAUUUAAAUGAUAUUGGUUACAUUUAAGUUUAUAGUUUACUGGUUAAUAAAUAGUUAAUUCACCACCAUU